Rhodotorula toruloides NP11 is the source of this 1104-nucleotide messenger RNA. Its product is annotated as protein farnesyltransferase/geranylgeranyltransferase type-1 subunit alpha. The transcript has 7 exons. NCBI's taxonomy places the organism in Eukaryota, Fungi, Basidiomycota, Microbotryomycetes, Sporidiobolales, Sporidiobolaceae. The record is from RefSeq and is a predicted model, not a curated record. The coding region runs from base 1 to 1104 and encodes 367 amino acids. Gene Ontology annotation, molecular function: protein farnesyltransferase activity; CAAX-protein geranylgeranyltransferase activity. Gene Ontology annotation, biological process: protein farnesylation; protein geranylgeranylation. Gene Ontology annotation, cellular component: protein farnesyltransferase complex; CAAX-protein geranylgeranyltransferase complex; cytoplasm.
AUGUCCGCCGCAGCCGCCGACGCAAAGCCAUACGUUCCCUGGGCGCAGCGAGAAGGGUGGGAAGACUUGCAGCCCGUCGCACAGAACGACGCGCCCAACUGCCUUGUUCCCAUCGCCUACGACGAGAUCUACCGGGAUGCGAUGGACACGUUUCGAGCGAUGGUCGCCAAGCAGGAACGCUCAAAGCGGACGCUCGAGUUGACAAAGGUCCUCAUUCACUACAACCCGGCGCACUACUCUGUCUGGAAAUACCGGGCCGACACACUCUUCGAACUCAAGGCGAACCUGUCUGAAGAGCUCGACCUCCUCGACCAGCUCGUCAAGUACCAUCUCAAGUCGUACCAGGUCUGGCAACACCGGCGAAACAUCGUUCUCGCACUCGACGAUCCAUCCCGCGAGCGCGACUUCACCUCGAAAGCCCUCGCCCUCGACGCCAAGAACUACCACACCUGGGCGUACCGACAAUGGGUCCUCUGCCACUUCUACUCGUCCCGCUCCUUCCCCGACUCGACCUUCCCUUCUCCCGAAAAGGCGGAAGAGGCGCAGAAGGUCUGGGACGGAGAGCUCGAGUAUGUCGAGGAGCUGUUGACGAAGGAUAUUCGGAACAACUCUGCGUGGAACCAUCGGUUCUUCGUUUGCUUCGAGAGCGGGAUGGGCGGAGACUGCGGCGAGCGGGAAGUCAGGUACGCGAAGGAGAAGCUCGCGAUUUCGCCAAACAACCCCUCGGCCUGGAACUACCUGCGAGGCGUCCUCGGCCGACUCAAGCGACCUCUCUCAUCCUGUAGCGCCUUCGUCACGCCUCUCGCCCUCAACACGCCCUCCUCGCUCCCCGAAUCCGAACCCGCCAUCUCGUCCAAAGCCGAGCUACCCGCCUGGCUCGCGAUCGAGUUCCUUGCUGACGCUGCAGCUGAAGAGGCGCACAAGGCGGACGAAGGUAGCGAUGAGCGGAAGAAGAAGGUCGAGGAGGCUUCGGCGCUGUACGGCUCUUUGGUCGAGUACGACCCCAUCCGGCGGCACUACUACGCGCUUCUGCAGAAGGACGUCGUCCGCUUGGCGCCCUCGUCCGCCUCGAAUGACCUCGCCGACCGAGUCGCCGGCAUGUAG